Paramecium sonneborni is the source of this 1399-nucleotide messenger RNA. The record is from the annotation of a GenBank genome assembly. NCBI's taxonomy places the organism in Eukaryota, Ciliophora, Oligohymenophorea, Peniculida, Parameciidae.
AUGAAAAGAUCAUUUUCCCAUCCAAUAAGAAGAAUUACUACUUUUUAUAAAUCACCAAAAUUAAGAUCAGAGUCUUGGAUUACUUCACCUAUUAGAGUGUCGAUUAAUUAAAUUUCUAUAUAAAGAAAAAGCCUUGAAUUUCAUAAUUAAUGCCACAGAUAAAUUUCAACUAAUCAUGUGUAUUUAUAUUGCUAAUUAUAGAUUGAUAAUUAGAAUGAAUAAUUGAAAAAAGACUUAGAUGCCAAAAAUUAAGAAAUUGAUGUAACUAAUCAUAAGACUUAUUUAGAAUUUGAAAUAGAAAAUAUUAUCAUAAUUAAAAACAAUAGAAUAAUAAGAAGCAAUUAUUAUAGAAUGGCAAUAAAGAUAUUAUGAAUAAGAAAAAUAACAUAAUAGAGAAAUUGCAUAAUUAAAAAGUAACUUAGAUAAUUCAAUUUUUGAUGAACCUUAAAUUGAUUUAAUUGAAUAGCCUUAUGAAAAUAGUCAUAUAAGAAUGGAUGAAUUAUAAAUUAUAUAAGAAGAAAGUGAAUGUCCUCAGAUUAAAAGUCUUAAUUAAUCUGUUGUAUAAAAUUUUAAAUUUUAUGAAAUUUUCAAUGCAUUAAACAAAAUAAAUAUUGAUGAAUCUCCAAUAGGAGAAUAAUUUGAAAUUAAUGAGUCUUAAAUUGUGUAAAGAAUAAACAAACUAAUAGAUUAUAUACAUAAAUUAGAAACAGAAUUAGAUGAUUGGAAAUGUAAUUAUUGGAAUCUUGAAAAAUAAUUAAACUCUUAAUUAAAAGAUAACUUUAAUUAAUAAGGUUCUGAAGAGAUUGAAAUUGAAUUUGAUUUUGAUAGAAAUUAAUUAGUUUAAGCUAUUAAGCCAAGUAGUAAAAGAUCAUUGUAAGAUGAAAACUCUGCAUUGUAAUAAGAAGUACAAAGAUUACAGGAGUUAAAUAACUAAUUAUUAAAUUAAUAGAAGAGUUAAACAAAAUAAAUUUUGGAAUCUUUAAUAAAUAAAUAAAAGAAAACAAAUAGAAAGAAGAAUUUAACACAUAUUCCAGAACCUGCAAAUAAACAAUUAACAUAGGUUUCAACUCAUCAUUCGAGUAGUUAUAAUAACACUCAGAAGAAGAGUCAUCCUACUUAAUAGGGAUCUCCUAAUUAAUAAAGAAAUAAUUAACAAAUAAAUUAAUAUUUUAGCCAUUAUUUUUAAUAAAAAAGAGAUCAUCCUACAUAACAUUAUUCUCCAGUUAUUUUGACGAAAGUUCAAUAGAUUGGAGCAAAAUAAUAGAUUGGAAUAAAGUAUUUAAAAGAUAUGUCGAUGGAUCAUUAUUACAAUGUCAAUGUUUAUUAAACACCUAUUGUAGUUAAGUAAUCUAGUUUAAGUCCUUACUAAAAAUCAGGAAGCAAAUUUAUUUAAUUUUGA